AUGGGUUCGCAAUUGUCGCCUGCGACAGCCCCCUGGGACGGAGUCUCAGAUCAGGAGCAACUUUUUGUUUUGAUCACAGGUGCCAAUAGUGGCAUCGGUCUCAGUAUUGGAGAACGACUGAUUGACGAUUUCCUCGCUACACGAUCUUUGCGCUCCCACCUUAUCCUCAUCCCCACCACACGAUCAAAGUCCAAGUCCUUACAAACGAUCCAAACCCUCCGUGAUUACGCCAGAAAAGCCGCGCAAUCUUCUACAGCACUAUGUUCGCGUGUCGGGAGUUCAUAUCGUUGGGAGGAUACCGUUGCGCGAAUCCAUGUUCUGAGCUUGCAGCUUGACCUAUGUGACUUGCGCGGGGUGUACUCUUUCGCAAAUGCUUUGUUACGAGGCCCAGUGAGCAACCCUGAGGGGCUGCAGGGCGAAUAUCUACAAAACGUACGCAUUCCAAGGCUGGAUACUGUAGUAUUCAAUGCUGCGUAUGGUGGAUGGUCAGGGGUCAAUUAUCCCAAAGCUGUAUGGACUAUCUUGACCCAGGGGUUGGUGCAGUCUGUUACUUGGCCGAACUUCAAGAUGGCUCUCCCUACUGCUCUGUUGAACGAAAAGCGCAACUACAAUUAUCCUAAGGAACCUUUACUCGGCGAGGUGUUUACAGCUCGGCGAUUCGAAUCCGAAAUACCCGGCCGUCUUGUCUGGUCCAGCAGCCUUGAGGCCGUCGACAGUGUUCUCGAUAUGUCCGACUUCCAGUGCUUCAAUGGCAAAGGCCCGUACGAAUCCGCCAAACGAGUCACUGACAUCCUCUCCCUUACUGCAACUCUUCCUGCCGCCCUGCCAUCUUCCAGUCGCUUCUUCACUGCCGACGACCCCAAUGAGGCCCGCGAUAAACCCAUUCGACCGCGCAUGUAUCUCAGCCACCCGGGUAUUGUUGCCAGCACCCUAUUCCCAGUUCCCUGGUUUCUUAUGUGGGCAUAUGAACUUGCUCUUCUGAUCAGCCGCUGGAUUGGUUCGCCCUGGCAUAACACAGACAGCUAUACCGGUGCCAAAUCCCCUGUUUGGAUUGCGCUCCAAGAGCAAUCUGCGCUUGAUGAACUAGGCGCCGAGCGUAUUAAGUGGGGGAGCAGCUCCAACCGUCACAUGCAGGUUGAAGUUAAGAAGACCGAAGUUGAAGGCUGGGGUUGGGAGGGCAAAGUCGAGGAUGCGGCGGCGCUCGAAGCGGACACUGCUGUUGGUGUUUUCAAGAAGACCAUCGGGCGAAAGAGAGGCGCUAAAGACGUGACCAAGGAAGAUAUCGUGAGAUUCGAAGAACUGGGCGCAGAAUGCUGGCAAAGGAUGGAGAGCAUGCGACACGAGUGGGAAACCAUUCUUGGGGUUAAAAAGGCAUAG
Fusarium subglutinans is the source of this 1377-nucleotide messenger RNA. Its product is annotated as ERG27-3-keto sterol reductase. The record is from RefSeq and is a predicted model, not a curated record. Gene Ontology annotation, biological process: ergosterol biosynthetic process. Gene Ontology annotation, cellular component: lipid droplet; endoplasmic reticulum membrane; mitochondrial outer membrane. Gene Ontology annotation, molecular function: 3-beta-hydroxysteroid 3-dehydrogenase (NADP+) activity. The coding region runs from base 1 to 1377 and encodes 458 amino acids. The transcript is spliced from 4 exons. NCBI's taxonomy places the organism in Eukaryota, Fungi, Ascomycota, Sordariomycetes, Hypocreales, Nectriaceae.